Molecule: messenger RNA, 949 nt
Organism: Durio zibethinus
Lineage: Eukaryota; Viridiplantae; Streptophyta; Magnoliopsida; Malvales; Malvaceae
Product: UPF0235 protein At5g63440
Source: RefSeq, a predicted model, not a curated record
CCGUUCAGCUAGCAGCUUGCGGCUCAUUUUUCUAGCUUGCCUCCGAUCCAGUGGAAACGUAAUUUGUUUGGGUAUAAAAGAACGAAAGAACGUGAGAAAAUAGUAUUGAGGUAGAGCGACUGCGAGGAAGAAAAUGCCGAAGAGAACAACGCACACGUACUCAAGCGAGGACGCUGCACCAGAUGGACCUGACUCUGAUCUUUUCGUCUACUAUUGUAAGCACUGUGGUUCCCACGUCCUUAUUACUGAUACCCAAUUGCAGAAAAUGCCCAAGAGAAGGACUGACAAAGCAUAUGUGUUGGACAAGAAAAAGCAUCUUGCUAGGCUUAACAUAACUGAGGCAGGAAAAGUUCUCUUGAGGAGGGGAGAAGGGAAAUUGGAGAAGCAAUUCCGUAUGAACUGUAUAGGUUGUGGCCUGUUUGUUUGCUAUCGGGCUGAAGAAGAUCUGGAAACUGCUUCUUUCAUUUAUGCUGUUGAUGGUGCCCUUAGUACAGUUGCUGCAGAAACGAACCCGCAGGAUGCUCCUGUUCCACCUUGCAUAUCACAGUUAGAGGGAGGACUUGUUCAAGUGGCCAUAGAGGUGGAAGAUCGUGCACAACGUUCAGCAAUUACAAGAGUAAAUGCAGAUGAUGUACGAGUCACUGUAGCUGCACCUGCAGCCCGUGGUGAAGCUAACAAUGAACUUUUGGAAUUCAUGGGAAAGGUGCUGGGUCUGAGACUGAGCCAGAUGACUCUUCAGAGAGGAUGGAAUAACAAAUCAAAGCUUCUCGUGAUUGAGGAUUUGUCAGCCAGACAGGUGUACGAGAAACUUCUAGAAGCUGUGCAACCUUGAUGCCUUUCGGUUACAUUUUGGGUUCAAAUUCUGUGUCAACCGUGAGAAAUGACGUUACCCUUAAUGAGUCUGUUCAACUGUGUAAUUUAUGGAUUUUGCUUGGAUUCAUCGUCUAAU